AUGGUCCUGAUCGGUGCAGCUAUUAAAUGUGUCUUCAAGUAUCUCAAAAAGAACACAGCAAAGGACGGCGACUCCUGGUCCAUUCACUACACUACCCAGAAACCCCAGCAGGGUCUGCUCUUCAUCCCUGCAAAACGGCAACACAGUAGCGCCGAGGACUUGCAAGCCUCUAGCAGAGUGACUCAGCAUGGAGACAGCAAAGCUACCACCUCUCUGCUCUGCACCCCAGGCCCCACCUCCUGCGCAUCCCCGGGACUCCGGCAGCCAGAGGGCAAUGUGCACAGGCGAUGGAGAGACAAAAGCAGGAAGGGGUCCUCAGCCUCGUCGGAUGAAGAUGAAGCGGUCAACCUCAACGACAUACGUCCUCUGACCCCACUCGUCCUCAACCCAAUCGAGCUCACCUCCUGUUGGGACCUCUUUGCAUGUGAGACGGAGCUCAGUGUGAAGGCAGAGUCGAUCCCCCGACUCCCAACGCCGGAAGAGAAGAUGAGGCAACAGGCAGACACUGUCACAGCUGAAAUCAUUCCUAUCAACAUAACAGGUCAGAGUUUUGAUCGGCAAGCCAGCUUCCGAAAAGUGGCUUGCAACGCAGAUUCCUUAUCCCGCCGCCAUUGCAAUCCAACUCGCUGCAUGACAGGCACUGGAAACCUUGUCGGUGUCGUUCAUCAACAGGGUACAGAUUCACCUGCGGAUCAGUGCUUUACUGCAUCUUCACAUGGCCAACUGGAAGAGGAGGAGUCGGUCAUGAAGAAGGGAGAGUCGCUGAUGAGGAAGAUCCGAGCACCGAGAGGGGAGGGGAUAUCCAGCCUCAUGACGUCCCUUACCUCACCACGUUUCUCCUGCCCCUCUGAUGUCCAGAGCCUGCCCCGCAUGAUCAACAGCUCCUCUCUGGACUCGGACGCCAGCUAUAACAGUGUCUCCUACAGGACACUCAGCGGCUCGUCAUCCUGUUCCCAGGAUUUGCCCAGUGAUCUUCAGCCCCUGCUGCCCUCUCAGUGUCCUUCCCCUUCUCAUCUCAGCACCUCUCCCUGUCCUCGGAAGUGGGGAAGGACUUGCUCGUGUGAUCACGUUGGCCCAUCUCAAAACUGCCCUCAAUACCACUCCCCUUCCAUUUUAAUAGCAGAUGCAGAGUCUCUGGAUGGGAGGUCAACCCUUUCGCGCUGCCAGAGCCAUUGUUCCCUCCAGCCCCCGUGUUGCACUGGAGACACCUGGAGCCCCAUCAACCAAGAGAUUUCUUCUGCUCGCUGCUCCCCUUGUAACUUUGGCUCAGUGGACUCAGAUGUGACCUUGUCUUCCUCACAAAGUCAAACUAGCUUGUCCAGCACCUCCUCCUGCCGUAGCUUCUCCCUCCGCAAGCCCAAACGUCCGCCUCCGCCACCUUUGCGCUCCGACUCCCUCCGGCGUCGAAGAAGCCGCAGCAAGUCAUGUCGUUCGACAUGCAGCCUUAGUGUGGAGCGUAGUCCUGGCGUACUAACGCCACCCUUGCAAGAUCCCUGGGUGCCUCGGAACCAUCCCAAACAACGGCAGAGUGGGAUCGACAAUGGAACAAUCGCUAUCUUUGAACCUUUUGGUGUGGACCAACAGGCAGCUUCAUCCAACAAUCUCCGUCCAAGCCCUGGCAGCACUCUUGGCUUCAGCCCUGGUUCUUUGGUCUCAAAAGAGGCGGCCCGACUAGAGUGUCUCACUUCCCCCUCCAGUGGUUACUCCAGCCCGUCCAAUACCUCGCUGAUGGGCACCCCGCCAGGAGCCUUCGCUCUUUCUCAACCCCCCCCUUUCUUCUACCAUUGUGCAACCUCCCUCCCCCUGUCUCCCAAAAAAUCUAAAUCCCACCCUCCAGGGAGAAGGUCCUCUCUCCUCUCCUCCUCUUUUUCCUCCACCUCUUCCUUGUCAUCUUGCUCCUCCUCCAACUCCUCUGCUGAACGUACUCACGCUCCUCAACACUUGCUUCCAACCCCCCCUCCUCCACCUCCACUCCCACCUCCUCUUCAAAUGUUAUCUGUUCAUCCCACACCUCAGCUACCUUCCCUUCCUCCCCCCCCACCUCUCCCACCUUCUCUUCAUCCUACCCCACAUCUCCAGCUGUCAUCUCCUCUCCAACCAUUAUCCCUUCAUCUCAGUCCUCUGACACCUUCUUCUCUUCUUUCUGACGCCCCUCGUUUGCCAUCUUCGCUUAUUCCUCUCCCUCCUCUUCCACCCUCAUCUCUUCCUCAUCUCCCACCUUCUCAUCCCCCACCUACCACUCCUCUGUCAGCUUCUCUUCCUCCUCCUCCACCCCCUCUUCCACCAUCUCCUUUUUCUCCUCUACCUUCCUCCCUUCCUCCUUCCCUCCCACAACCAUCAACCCCUCCACCUCUCCCACCUUCUUUGGUCUCUCGACCCCCUCCUCCUCCAUACUCCCAUGCAGUCAAGCGUUCCUCCCAUCACGCUACGCUGUUCUCCAUGUCUCCCGCUGUCACCCACCCACCCGCUGCCGGGUUGCACCUGCCAGCGGGCCUUGACAUGCCCCCAAAUCACGUUGCAAAAUGUUCGAAACUAGCGUCCUCCCCCGUUGUCACUGCGCAGGCUUUGCGGAGCGUCAAGCUUCGCUCCAUUACCAACCCUGAAGGACCACGCCCAAACAGUAUUCUCGCCGAUGCCAAACUUUCAGACACUCCUUGGUUAGACGUUAAUUCAAAACUACAACAACCUGUAAUAUUGCCAAGUUGUGCGGUGGUGUCCAGAGAUGAGUCCAUUUAUUUUCAAAACCACACUGUGAACAAAGAUGAUCAAUUCCCAAAAGGCCAUUCCGAGAAUUCUCGUGUUCACGGCGGAUUGAUGACAAAUCAGAGUCAUGAGUCUUCCGGGCUGAAAAUGUCAGAUGUUCCUUCCGGGAAACAGCAGAGCCAUAACCAAGUGUUAUCGGAAGCAGAGUUAACUGUGUCGCCAGACGGGCCGCAACACGACAACCAUCAGGUCAUUCGUGAUUUAAUGUGCCAGCCAUGUGAGAGUGUAAGUUUGAGGAAGAAGUCUAUCUUUCCGAAGAAGCCCAAUCUUGGCAUUACGAGGGGAAUAGCAUCUCCAGAGGCCAAAGGCGAGCCAAACGACGAGCGUGGCAGGGCGUCGGUCACAUCUGAUGUUAGAAAUCCACAAUGCUUCCCGGAAGCCAAUGGUCCCACCCAAUGUGUCGUUGGACCCACAGAUAACAUGUUGCACGGUGACCCCUCAUCAAGCAAUAAGGGCUGCCGUUCAGAUGUUCUGCACUCCUUCAAUGGCACCGCCUCCGAACCGUGGCGUGCUUUUGAGACUUUGACACAUAGCACUUUAGCAGUCCAAAUUGGUGCUGGGACAUCACUCCAGCAAGAAGUGGACAGACAAUGUCACAGAAGCAUGAUGAGGUCACUGGGAGAGGAGGAAGAAGAAGAAGAAGAAGAAGACAAGGAGCAGAGAAAGACAACCAUGAGCAUCAAACAUGACAAAUCAAGAAAGAAGAGAAGAGCAGCGGGAAGGCGCCUGCUAAUGAUGUCAUCGAGCAGACUGUCUUCAUCAUCUUCAUCCUCAGAGGAAGAGGAUGAGUCAGAGAUAAGGGAGAGCAGUUUGUGUGCUCUCAUCGGUCCGAGAAGCUGCUCCCUCAGCAGUCUGCUGUCAAGUGACAAUCUGCAUGCGGCGGUAUCACUGGGUGACCUCCUUACAGAAGAGCCACAGGAUGAACAGGCGGAGGUCGCGGCCAGGAAGAUGGACGUCGCCCGGCGUUCCGAAGGUGGAUCGACGGGACGCCGAACGACCGAGGACCUCUUCACCGUCAUACACAGGUCAAAGCGGAAGAUGUUCGGACGAAGAGAUUCUUCCAGUCUGACGUCAGCUGAGCACCGAGCUCGACCAACAGCGCAAACCUUUGUCACCCUCAAAGAUAAAAGACGGUCGAAAAGUGAGAACUUCAAGAUGCUACUGCUGAGAAAGGGGAGCCGCUCGCAGUCGUCGUCCCGUCUAUCGGCCGCCGAGCGACUUCGCGUAGCUGCCUCUCCCGCUGCCUGCAUCCAAACCUCACGCUUGUGUACCGUUAACACUCAGCUGACUCUGGAUGUGUCACAAACGUACCCGAACAUGACCACGUCCUUGACCACGAGGCAAAGAGGUGCACACUUUGUUCCUUCCUCUCUUGCCACGCGACCUCGCCUGCACCCUGCACCCAGCCGCUCAGCGAGUCGGCGGUUACCUGCUCGCCACCGCCAUUUUUCUGGCCCAAUGACUGCAAUCCUUGAGAGGGAAGGAGAAGAGGAGUAAGAUGCACACUACUCACCAAUAAUUUGGGACAUUUGUUCUUUGCAUGAAAUCUCAGGAUGAACGUCUGUUAUUUAUCAUCUGGUUCUUCAAAGUUAAGAACACUUUUUAAUCAAAAAAUUGUUUGAAACAGCAAAGAGUUGGACAUAUGGUUUUCAAAAGUAGGUCAGAUUAGAUUGAGGUUUGUUGUGCAUUUUUGUUUCAUCCUGAAAUUUUGCCCGAAAACCAAAUUUCUUUUUAUGUAUCCCUAAAGUCUCAGAAGACUUGUAAUCAUGUCCCAUCUUUAUAGAUCUUUUUUCCCCCUCUUUCUUACAUCCACAUUGACAUGAGAUCAAUGUUUGAGCAACAUAGGUAAUAUAUAAAAAUGUCAUAUAAGCCUGUUCUAGUUUCAUUGUGUGUAAACAACUCUCCAGCGUUUAUCAUCUGCUGUACUAUAGUGCAGGUGCACAAACUGAACCAGGGUGGAACCUCUGGCCAUUGUAGUAUCAUGCUAAUAUAGUAUAGUAUUAAAAAGCAAUAAAUGAGUGAACGACAAGCAAUGUGGUGAAAGGUGAAGAAGGUGUGUAAAAAUAAACUGAGGAAAAAAAUUUGCUCAUGGGUUUUCCCUCACAAGAUGCGUGGUAACCACCAAUCACAACUGAAACAACUUGAAGCGUCUUUUUUUUUUUGAAGAAUUGUUGACUAUCUGCCAAACCGCUACUUGUUGUUGAGCAAGUUGAGUCUUCUGCCAUCAUGCUUGUGUUAAGUCUAGAAUGAAACCCAUUUAAUGAUU
This is a messenger RNA of Syngnathus typhle (broad-nosed pipefish), 5029 nucleotides long. It is a transcript of the gene nhsl1a, whose product is annotated as NHS-like 1a. The transcript is spliced from 9 exons. Gene Ontology annotation, biological process: cell differentiation. The record is from RefSeq and is a predicted model, not a curated record. Bases 1 to 4260 code for a protein of 1419 amino acids. Lineage: Eukaryota; Metazoa; Chordata; Actinopteri; Syngnathiformes; Syngnathidae.